Molecule: messenger RNA, 1723 nt
Organism: Fomitopsis serialis
Lineage: Eukaryota; Fungi; Basidiomycota; Agaricomycetes; Polyporales; Fomitopsidaceae
Product: iron-containing alcohol dehydrogenase
Exons: 8
Coding region: 426-1592 (388 amino acids)
Cellular component (GO): mitochondrion
Molecular function (GO): metal ion binding; alcohol dehydrogenase (NAD+) activity
Source: RefSeq, a predicted model, not a curated record
CGAUGCCUUACAUACCCCUUGCCUCCCAUAAACCUGCGCAGCGGCCGAUAGUGAUUUAUAACUUCUAUACAUCGACGAAAUUGCGACAUAAAAGGCCUCAUUGUGCGGAGCGUGUAUCCGAGUGGCUAACUAUAGCUGACAAAUCUGCAGCUGGGGCCAGUGCACAGAUGUCUAGCGGAGACCGACGGAUAUCUGUCUCGUUGCAUAGCUGGAAAUUGUUGUUGCGCUUGCGCCCACUACGCCACGCAGUACUUGGUUCAGUACACUAAGCCCAUGUCCUAUCAGCUGACAAACCUGGACGGAAAUGUCGAUGGCGACUACACGGUCGACGUCAUGUGCACUCUCUCGUCCGUCGACCUGUUCUCAACCACCGUCCGUACUUAAACCCGCACAACCUCUUGUACGAAUUCCUUGACUGAGGAACCAUGUCUGGCCUCGAUAACACCAACCACGAGUCGACCAAUCUCCAGGGUCAAUAUGCAUGGACGGACACGCUGAAGGGUGUCCACUACGGCCCGGGGUCGCUCACCACUGCUCUGCCAAAGCUUCUGAAGACUCUCGGGGCGUCCAAGGCCCUCGUCGUCACCGGCAGGAGUCUAUACGACAAGACGGAUGUCGUGAAGAAGGUCGAGGGCGUGCUGAAGCAACACAAUGCGUACGCGGCGACGUUCUACGAGAUCGGACAGCACUCGCCUGUCGCUGGCAUCCACGACGGGCUGAAGGUGUUCAAGGAGUCGGGCGCGGACGUCAUCGUCUCCGUCGGCGGAGGAUCGCCCGUCGACGCGUCCAAGGCGAUCCUGUACUUCCUCCAGCAGGAGACGGGCGGAGAGUAUUUGCGCCAGAUUGCGGUACCCACUACGCUCAGCGCGGCGGAAUACACGAUAGGCGCAGGGUACACGAAUGAAGAGGGGAAGAAAGUCGCGGUCAGCUCACCGCAGCUCGCACCGGCUGGUAUCAUCCUCGACGCGGAGCUCACACUCGCUACCCCAGAACGCCUCUGGCUGUCCACCGGGAUGCGCGCAGUGGAUCAUGCAGUAGAGAACCUAUACAGACCACUCAUCCCCCCACCCGUCAAGUACCUUUGCUAUGCUGCGCUCGUCGACCUCUUCAAGUACCUCCCCGCCUCGAAGGCGAACCCUCAGGCGGUGGAUGUCCGACAGAAGCUUCAGCUUGCCUCGUGGAUGAGCCUGUGGCCCAUCAAGCUGGAGAGGUAUAGCGCGCUCGGGUUGUCUCAUGCGCUCGGCCAUAAGCUAGGAGCGACGUACAGUAUCCCGCAUGGGAUUACUUCCUGUCUGACGCUAGCACCAACCGUUGCGCUCAAAGCCGAGGUCGCCUCUGAGGACGACAAGGAGUGGCUGUCCAACACGCUCUGGUACCUCGCGCAAGACAAGACAGGUUCUCUGGACGGCGACGUGCUCAAGCUAUCGAAGCUCAUCGACAAUCUUGUGAGCGAUCUGGGGCUGAAGUCGACACUGACUGAAUACAACGUCCCGCGCGAGGAUCUCCCGAAGAUUGCAGAGCUCUCGGUGGGCAGCAAGGACGAUUCGACGUAUCCGAAAGUCGUCAAGCUUCUCGAGGGGCUUUAUGCCUGAUUCCUCAACCCAUAUAGCUGUACUCAGUAGUGGUAAAAGGAGAUCGUCGGCAUUCUUCACCUACCAUACAUUAUUCUCGAAUUGUAGGAUUAUUGAAUUAUGGACGAAUAGACGCGACGCUAUAGGGCGAA